Messenger RNA from Balaenoptera musculus (blue whale), 1417 nucleotides. RefSeq names its product zinc finger protein 684-like. NCBI's taxonomy places the organism in Eukaryota, Metazoa, Chordata, Mammalia, Artiodactyla, Balaenopteridae. The record is from RefSeq and is a predicted model, not a curated record. The coding region runs from base 51 to 1217 and encodes 388 amino acids. Gene Ontology annotation, biological process: regulation of cytokine production; regulation of immune system process; negative regulation of transcription by RNA polymerase II. The transcript has 3 exons.
UGCUCUGAAUCCCCUCCACCUACCCCAGUGGUGCUCACUUCAGGUCGAAGAUGAAUGUACUAUUACAGGGAUCAGUGACAUUCCAGGAUGUGGCCGUGGACUUCACCCUGGAGGAGUGGCAGCUGCUGGGAUGUGCUCAGAGGAAGCUGUAUUGGGAUGUGAUGCUGGAGAACUUUAGAAACCUCAUCUCAGUGGGGUGUCCAGUCACCAAAACAAAAGUGAUCUUCAAGGUGGAGCAAGGACAAGAGCCAUGGAUGGUGGAGGGAGAGAACCCACGUUGGCGCUCUCCAGAAGUUAUCUGCUUACUUGAUGAUGAGCUAGAGGGACAGGAAGGAGAAGGAAGCAAAGACAAUUUUUUGAACCAAGGUAUGUUCACCUUCAAGAAAACACUGACCAACGAGACAGUCCAAAAUUGUAAUCUGAGUAUAAAUUUUAUUUCUUCAAGACAAAAACAACAUAAAUGUGAAUCAAAUGGAAAGUGUUUGCAACCUAACUUAUACUUUCUUAGUUAUAAUAAAAGUUAUAUCAGAGAAAACUCUUAUGAAUACAAGGAAUGUGGAAAAGCCUUCAAAAACAAGUUGUGUCUUAUUAGACAUGAAAAAAAGCACAGAAGGAAAAAAACCUUUGGGUGCAGUGAAUGUGGGAAAGGCUUCCAAAAGAAGUCUCGUCUCAUUAGACAUGAAAAAAAGCAUACAAGGAAAAAAAACACCUUUGAAUGCAGUGACUGUGGGAAAGCCUUUAACAGUAAGGGACACCUUGCAGCUCAUCAAAAAAUUCAUAGUGGAGAGAGACCCUUUGUGUGCAGUGAUUGUGGAAAAGCUUUUACGCAUAAAGCACAGCUCGUGGUCCAUCAGAGACUCCACACUGGAGAGAAGCCUUAUGAAUGUGGUCAAUGUGGGAAAUCAUUCACCUGGAACUCCUCCUUUACUCAGCAUGUGAAAUCGCACACACCCGAGAACUCAUUUGAAUGUAAGGAGUGUGGGAAAAGCUUCAAGUACAGUUCAUCCCUUUAUAAACACUCCAGAAUCCAUACAGGCGAGAAACCAUACCGAUGCAGAGAAUGUGGCAAAGCCUUUGCAGACUCAUCAGUGUUGGUCAUGCAUCAGAGAAUUCAUACAGGCGAGAAACCCCACGGGUGCACUGAAUGUGGCAAAGCCUUCAUCAAGAGAUCACAUCUCCUUAAACAUUACUCAACUCACAGCAGAGCAACAAAAUAAAUGCAACACAUGUGGGAAAUCUUUUAACUGGAAGACACAUCUCAUUCUCCAUCAAAGAAGUCAUAAAAACAAGGGAGCUUUGUAAAUGUGGGAAAACUUAAAAUUAGCCUUUUACUGAAGCAGCAAAGAAUUCAUCAUGAGAAAAACCCUAUCAGUUGAAUAAAUGUGGAAAGGCAUGUUCUGAAAUUCCUGGUCUAUAA